Messenger RNA from Trematosphaeria pertusa, 1066 nucleotides. RefSeq lists its product as uncharacterized. NCBI's taxonomy places the organism in Eukaryota, Fungi, Ascomycota, Dothideomycetes, Pleosporales, Trematosphaeriaceae. The coding region runs from base 297 to 704 and encodes 135 amino acids. The record is from RefSeq and is a predicted model, not a curated record. The transcript has a single exon.
UUCCGUCACUUUUUCAUCCCACGCGUGCGUCGUAUGGCUGCAGCGACGAGAAAUUCUACCGCGUACAUGCAGCCAUUGCUCUGAGUCAAUGGGUUGAUGGCGUAGCGCAGAAGCGUUGGUUGGACGGUUCGAGGUCAUGGGAAUGGUGAGGCGCGCGUAUUCAGCGGACGACGCGGAAGGCGUGGCUUGGCUUAGCCGUUCGCGUGCUGUCGUGAGAAGGGCGCAGCGGGGACGUAGGCCUUAAACUAGGUGAGUCGAUCGGAGGUAAGUGCAUGUGUUCGUGUAUAAAGGUGGCGAUGCUGCCGCACGUUUCCGGCAUCAAGACGACAACUCAUAUCACACCAACCUUCUACUCAUCUCGAACACGAACUCUAUCAACCACCAGAUCACAUCGCGUCCAAACCACACCCACGCACACUGCGCAUAUCUCAGAACAACACCACCGCGAUACCAGACCGAUCACCAUGUCGACACAACCGAUCACCGCCGCAAUGAUCCCGAACCCCCGACCAAGUGUUAGCGCUCUUCCCGAGAAGGACACCGCAUCGAUGAGGUCGACAUCAACAGCAACCUCCAUGACUUCGCUCCUCAAGUCAAUGUGGAGGUCGAGGCGGGCCGCGAGGCCUGCUGAGUCUCCGCAGAUGAAGAGUGAGAGGAAGUUGCUACAAGCUGAGGCAAGGAUGGCUUGGGCUGCGAGUCGGUAGAGGAAACCAAUCUCAGGAUGCUCAUUUGAAUCUCUUCAGCCCCGGCGCUAUCAGGCCUCGACGUUUGAGGUGACUCCCUACCCCGAGUUAUCGGCCCGCAUCGGAAUCUGUCGGGACUUGCUAUAGUCUUGAGCUGGAUAGUAACGAAGAGAGGCGUUCCGCUUCGUGGAUUUUGGAAGACUUCUGACAAGGCAACGCAGCGACCUACCUGUCGCAAAUACACUUAACGGGACUUCUUGUUUUGGAUCCUCCUUCUUUUUAUGCCUUUGCACAAAACUUUUCCGCUAUUCAUUUUCCUGUUCUUCUGUUAAUAAUUAUAGAUUCACCAUACCCGAUCAAAUCAAAGUCUUCAAUCCCUGCUU